Molecule: messenger RNA, 390 nt
Organism: Aspergillus piperis CBS 112811
Lineage: Eukaryota; Fungi; Ascomycota; Eurotiomycetes; Eurotiales; Aspergillaceae
Exons: 2
Coding region: 101-298 (65 amino acids)
Source: RefSeq, a predicted model, not a curated record
UGGUCCGUCUAUCAUCAUACAGAUCGGCUGCAAGUACCUUCCACUAAGAGCUGUACUUUUCUUGGAUCAAAGGCGGCCGGCCGGUCAGGCUUUCUUCGUCAUGGGGACCACUCUGGGAGAUGGAAAUCACCAGUGGGCAAUAAGAUCUGUAGGCAACAUCACUGUGGCCUGGUCUAGUACCUACAUCUCCGCCCUCCUCUUUGGUACCUACGUAGCCCGUCCCCUUCUUUUGGUUUCUUUUUCCUCUCGCUACCUCUGCCUGACUGACGGACAGAUCAUCCCCGCGGGACUGCAAUAAGCCUAAUCAGACCCGCGGUAAGGAUGCUAAUCGGAGAACCAUCGAAUAAGGUGAUCGAUGGACCACAGAUCCUACCACAUUGGGCCAUCCAG